Messenger RNA from Suillus subalutaceus, 1765 nucleotides. RefSeq lists its product as uncharacterized. The record is from RefSeq and is a predicted model, not a curated record. The transcript has 3 exons. NCBI's taxonomy places the organism in Eukaryota, Fungi, Basidiomycota, Agaricomycetes, Boletales, Suillaceae. Bases 1 to 1488 code for a protein of 495 amino acids.
AUGGAGGCCGAAAACGCUGAGUAUCAACGUGCUCACAACGGCACCAGUGUCGUCUCUUUUUUGUCAGCAUCUGCUCGUUGUAUCAUGAUUGCUGAGCUUCGGUGGAAAAUCUUCGACCUGGUUGCCAUUCCUAACAUGCUUGAUAUUACUGUUGGGCGGCUUUCGGAAUUUGAUUGGGGAAUGGAUUCCAAGACAUUCAUGAGAAAGUCACUUCUGGCACUUGCCUUGGCGUGCAAAUCAUUUACUGGACCUGCCCUGGAUCUUUUAUGGCGACACCUAGCUGGGCUCGAACCUCUCAUCAAGUGUCUCCCACAAAGCCUAUGGAAACAGGACGGGAAAAAGCUACAAUUUCAAAGAACUAUGACCCUCGAUGACUGGUCCAUUUUUUGCAAAUAUAACUAUCGCGUCCAUUCGCUGGUCAAUCAAUGUCAUGAGUCGUUCAUGAAUGGCGAGAUGAUCUGUGGCACUGAAAUUUGGCGUGCCCUCAGUUGUCCCCCCUUCUCCCUUCCCUUACUCCCCAACUUGACGUCCCUUACCUGGACCGAGACUAGCGACGAGACAUUUCAAUAUAUUCGGUUAUUUAUGACCCCACAGUUGACGAUGCUCAAUAUCCAUGUACGGUCCUCCACCUUUAACACAUUCGAUCCAUCCGAACAGUCCAUCUUGUCGUCUAUCCCAGAGUCAUGUCCUUCUGUUUCGGAUUUCAGUCUCGUUAUCGGUUCCGGUCGAUCUAUCCAACCAAGAAACACAUCGACCGAACUGGACGUAACAUGCAAACGUCUAUUCAUCUUAGAGGCUUUUUUGGAGAAACUCGCUGUUGCUCCAAAACGAUUAUCCUUUACGAUCACUCAUGGGGUGGAUUCCGUGCGGGCCCUGUCAGCUUCGAUUUCUUAUAUAGCCAACGGGUGUGCACUCAGCUCACUGCAACAGGUGCAGUUCAACAUCACUAAUCAGCCUGUUGAUCGCGAUGCUUUAAUCGAAGCUGAAGCCUUUCGACCACUCUUUGCCUUCCACAAUCUUCGCAAGCUCGACUUCAAAGCGGAUGAACACUGUAUUGUCCGAAUGGAUGAUGCUGCCCUUUUGGAGAUGGGUAAGGCCUGGCCCCUCCUGGAAGAGCUAUACAUUACCAGAUACUGCGAUUCCGGUUAUCAAGUCACUCCAAAUGCCUUCGUUUCGCUGUUACAGCAUUGCCCGCAUUUAGUCUCGAUCGCCGUCACAGUAGAUUGGUCUACGAUAGACGUGCGUGCCAUACCCCCUGACUUUCCUUCUCAAGGAUUUUCUCACAAGACGCUAUCUCGCGCAUUCUUUGGUGGUUCGAGGAUUGACCAUCCGAUAAGCAUCGCCGCCUUCAUCUCAGUCAUCGCACCCAACUUAAAUCUAAUCGAGGCAUGGAGUCCUGAAAUCCAUGGGGAUGAUGACUACCUGGCAUACUCCCCAGCGUGGAAUCUCGUCCCUGGAUUUGAUAAAAACUUUCCCCAUUCUCCGUAACCAGGGGAAGAUGUUGUUGUUGAAUGAGCUGAUCAAAAUGCACGAGGUUCGUAUGGGCACUACGAGGUUGCGCAGCCCAGAGGCCAAAAAUGAGGGAGUCACUGCUGUUGACGCCGAUGAGGGUGGUGAGGGUUUCGAGGAAGAUAGCGGAAGCGAGGGCCAUUCAGUAUACAUGCAUUAAGUCUUGUCAGACGAGGAAGAAUGUUUCAAAGCGUACGUCUUGAAUUUUUCUUGAUGUUUGCGCUAACCUUUCUCGAGGUCUUUCCUCGAUCAGGUC